Messenger RNA from Geodia barretti, 483 nucleotides. Lineage: Eukaryota; Metazoa; Porifera; Demospongiae; Tetractinellida; Geodiidae. The record is from the annotation of a GenBank genome assembly.
CACGAGCUACAGGCUGAGUUGGAACGGUUGCGAAACGAGGUUCCGCGAAUACGAGAGGCGAUUCGAUUGGCCCGAGCCGACGGGGACGUACGCGAGAACUCGCCAUUGGAUGCCGCCCGAGAGCAGCAGCAAUUCACCGAACGACGGAUUCGUCAGUUGCAAAACGAUCUCGCCCGGGUUGAAAUCGUGGAUGCUGCCAACGCCGACACCGAGAAGGUGAGUAUCGGAUCCCGCGUUACCCUGCAAGACAUGACGCUCCUGACGCGGCGGAUAUUUACGCUGGUUGAUAUCCGGGAGGCGGACGUAUCCGCCGGCAAGAUUUCGACAGUUUCGCCCAUAGGCCAAGCUUUGAUGGGGCGUUCGGCAGGUGAUGAACUUACCAUCAACACCCCCAGCGGAUCGGGUCCAACUCCGCAUAGAAGGUAUCGGGGGAUAGCGAUCUGGCGGCACGUACACGGUGCGCCGCCAGACUGCAACGGUUAG